AUAGGUUAGUUUGAGCGGUUUGGGUUUUGCUCGAACGUCCAACGAUGGUUGGAUUCCAACCAUUUGUCGAACUUUCCCUCCUUUUGCUAACUUACUUUGUUAACUCCAAUCCUCCUGAGUUUGUGAUUAGUUUCAGUUAGUUAAACCACUCUAAAUUAUAAUGUUAGAAGUGAGUAAAAAGGUAAUAAAUCUGAUUUCCAAGUAAAGCAAACACUUUAAAUGGAUUUCUGAAUUUUUCAAAUAGAUAUUUGAAAUGGAUAUAGUAAAACUGUGUCGAUUGUGUGGAGCACUUUUAGACUCCACAGAAGACGAUGAACUCUUGGCGGAAAACUGUUUUCAGAUGCUGAAAACUCUUUUGAAUGUAGAGAUAAUUCAAAACACAUCUCUAGCAAAAAAGGUUUGCGACAACUGCGUUCACCAGUUAACGAGUUUUUCGGUCUAUAGAAACAAAUUCUUCAAAACCCAAUCUUCAUUCCAAACAGUUUUGGGAGAGGAAUGCUUCAGAAAAAUUCCUGCUGGAACGCUUCCCGAUUUGGAAAUGAGCGUGGACGAGGAAGGAAAGGAAAAAGAAGAUGAUAAUGAAGAAGAGAAUAAUAAAGAAGAACCGAAAACAACUGCUGAUCAUCAAUGUUGUGAAUGCCAAGCAGGCCGUAACACCGAAAAAGUAGAUCCUGUAAAAACAGCGAGCAAGGAUUCUAUGCAGAAAACUAUAAUAGUAGAGAUGAUUCCUUUAGAAGACACGGCCGAAGAUCUCAAUCCAAUUGUGAUUGAUGAUUCCGACGAAGACGAGGAAUUUGCUUACAGUGGGACGGAACAGCAUCAGGAUCCUCUCAGACUGAGUCCUGAAAUCAAGGCUGAGCCUAUUGAUCCAGAUUUCGACAUUUCUAUCGUUAAAAGUGAAUUAUCCACCAGCAUUUAUGCUGAACUGGAAAUAAAACGAGAAAUUGAAGAUGUUUCUGAUGCUCCAAGUGUCAAUGAGACUGAAAAUGCUGCCGAGAAAUUAAAUUUGAGCACAGAAGAAAUGGAAAUUGUGAAGGAAUCAGAAAAAUUGAAAGUGAUUGUUGAACCAAUUUCUUUAUCCCGGAAUUCUAACGAACUGAAUUGUGAAAAAGCCAGUAAAACUGCCCGGAAGAGAACUGGAGGAAGUGAGACAAAAUCUGAAAAAAUGCGGUGUUAUUCGAGACUGAAAAAUAAUCUGAGAGAAAGAAAACAACAGGAAGUGGAUGAACCUGGAGUGAGUGAUUCAUCUAACCUGAAAACUGCAGAAGGAAACCCCGAGGAAGAAAAAAAAGAACCGAAGAAGAAACAGCACGCUAGGCUAGCGGCCGAGCAUUCGCUCAGAAUGAAAGAGUUAUGGCGAAAGAAAAGAGAAGAGAACCAAGCAAGCAGGCAACAGUGUCAAAGAGAGGAAAUAGGAGAAAGUGACGGCAACGGUAGCAACACUUCAAAUAGUAAUAAAAUUGAUCACUUGGCCGAAAAUCGGAAGAGAGCAAUUGAACAAAGAAAGGAAUUAGAUAGAAGAAAAAGAGAGAAAUCAGAUAAAAUUAAGGAAAGUUGGAGAAAGAGAAGAGAAAAUGCAGCAAAAAGAUGCUUCCCGACAACAUCGAAUAAGUACCGGUAUUGGAAUAUUGAAAGACGAAAGGAGAUGUCGAUGAAAGCGCGCAAACAGCGGAUGGAGGAAGUGAGGAGGAAAAGAGAGAAGAAAAGAGAGAAAUCCAGAAAAAUAAGGGAAAGUUGGAGAAGGAGAAAAGAAGAGAAAGCAGCAACAAGCGGAUCAAAGAAAGUGGAUGAACCUGGAUUGAUUGAUUUACCUAACCUGAAAACUACAGAAAGAAACCCCGAGGCAGAGACAGAAGAGGCGAAGAAGAAACGGCUAGCAGCCGAGCAUUCGCUCAGAAUGAAAGAGUUCUGGCGAAAGAAAAGAGAAGAGAAACAAGAAAGACGAAAUGAUAGGUUGAGGAAAUUGCGAGAACUACGGAUGGAGGAAGCUAGGAAGAAAAGAGAGAAAGCCAGAAAAAUAAGGGAAAGUUGGAGAAGGAGGAAAGAAAAGGAAGCAGUAACAAGCGGACUAAAGAAAGCGGAUGAAUCUGGAGUGAUUGAUUCAUCUAACCUGAAAACUACAGAAGGAAACCCCGAGGCAGAUAAAGAAGAAGCAAAGAAGAAAUUGUACGCUAGGCUAGCGGCCGAGCAUUCGCUCAGAAUGAAAGAAUUCUGGCGAAAGAAAAGAGAAGAGAAACAAGAAAGCAGGUGUGAAAAAGAAGAAAUCGAUAAAAGAUGCAACAAAACUUCAAAAAAUAAUAAAACUGAUCACUUAAUGGAAAAUUUGAAAACAAAACUUGAACGACGAAAGGAAGCAGCAAGAAAAGGACUUCAGGAGUUUUGGCGAAGGAAGCGAGAGGAGAAUGCAGCAAGGCAGCAGUGUGAAAAUGAAGAAAUCGAUGAAGAGGAAGCAGCAAGAAUAAAAAGAAUUAAAUUGAUUGAGUAUAAGAGAAGGUGGAGAGAGAAGAAGAAAGCAGCAAAAAGCAGGCAGCAGUGUGAAAAUGAAGAAAUCGAUGAAGAGGAAGCAGCAAGAAUAAAAAGAAUUAAAUUGAAUGAGUAUAAGAAAAGGUGGAGAGAGAAGAAGAAAGCAGCAAAAAGGCAGCAGUGUGAAAAUGGAGAAAUCGAUGAAGAGGAAGCAGCUAGAAUAAAAAGAAUCAAAUGGAAUGAGUAUAAGAGAAGGUGGAGAGAGAAGAAGAAAGCAGCAAAAAGGCAGCAGUGUGAAAAUGGAGAAAUCGUUGAAGAGGAAGCAGCAAGAAUAAAAAGAAAUAAAGUGAAAGAGUAUAGGAAAAGGUGGAGAGAUAAGAAGAAAGCAGCAAAAAGAAGACAACAAGAAGUGGAUAAACCUGGAGUGAGUGAUUCAUCUAACCUGAAAACUACAGAAAGAACCCCCGAGGAAGAAAAAGAAGAAGCGAAGAAGAAAACGUUUGCUAGGCUAGCAGCCGAGCAUUCGCUCAGAAUGAAAGAGUUCUGGCGAAAGAAAAGAGAAGAGAAACUUGGAGAAAGCGGGCAGGAAAGUGGAAGUAAAGAGAUCGAUGAAAGGUGCGGAAAUACUUCAAACAUAAAUAAAAAUGAUAAAUUGAUCGAAAAGCUGAAGAAGAAUUACGAACGAAGAAAGGAAGCUGCAAAAAGAAAAAGAGAGAGAUCAGAUGAACUUGAGGAACUUAGGAGAAGGAGAGAGGAGAAUUUAGCAAGAAGGCAGCAUCUAAACCAAAGCUGUGCUCGCUCCAAACUAAUGAAAGCAUAUUGGAAUAAUAAGGAAAGAAGACUUGAGCAAUCAAAGAGAGCCCGUGCACAGUGGGAGGAGGAAACUAGGAGAAAGCGAGAAAGAGCCGAAAAAAUGAGGGAAAUGUGGAGAAGGAAGAGAGAGGAGAAAGCAACACCAAGGCAAAAGUGUGAAAGAGUCGUAAGCUGCAGCAGCACUCCCAAUCAACCUGACAACAGCAAACAAAUUUAUGAAAAGCGGGUCGCGAAUUGCAGAAAAGCAAAAGAACGGAAAAUAGAAAUAGCGAACAGGAAGAGAGAGACUGCGGAGAGAAUAAGGGAAUUUUGGAGGAGAAAGAAAGAGAAGUUGCAGAAUGAAGAUACAAGGUUUAACAAAGAUCAAGAAAAAGAGGAGGAUGAAGAAGAAGAAGAACAACAUCAACAACAAGUUAUCAUAGAAACGACAGAGCCAUCUGAAAGCAAAGAGAACCCAAAACUUUCUAAUCAAGAUGUCUGCAAUGUGGAAGCAGGCUCUGAUCAUUUGAACAAAAUGUUCAACAAAGAUCAAGAAAAGGAGGAUGAGGAGGAGGAGGAGGAGAAGGAGGAGGAAAAGAAAGAAAAGAAAGAAAAAGAAGAAGAACAAAUUAUCAUCAAAACGACAGAGCCAUCUGAAAGCACAGAGAACCCAAAACUUUCUAAUCAAGAUGUCGGCAAUGUGGAAGCAGGCUCUGAUCAUUUGAACAAAAUGUUCAACAAAGAUCAAGAAAAUGAGGAGGAGGAGGAGGAGGAGGAGGAGAAGGAGAAGGAGAAGGAGAAGGAGGAGGAAAAGAAAGAAAAAGAACAAAUUAUCAUCAAAACGACAGAGCCAUCUGAAAGCACAGAAAACCCAAAACUUUCUAAUCUAGAUGACUGCAAUGUGGAAGCAGACUCCGGUCAUUUGAACACAAUGCAGCAGUGUGAAACAGUUGAUGAAAUGAAUGAAAAGUUGGACGAGAAAUGCGAAAAAUCGCUCAAACGAAAAGAAGAUAUAGUGAAAAGGAAGAGAGAGACAGCUAAGAGAAUUGAAGAAUUUUGGAGGAGAAGGAUAAAGCAGAAUUCAGUAGAAAGCGCAAGACAACAGAAAGUGGAUGAACCUGGUUGUUCUGAGGUCUUGAAUCAAGCCUGGUUGUUCAACAUGAGAAAUAGCAUUUAUAAAAAGUUGAUCAAGAAUUACAAGAUAGCACUCGAUCGAAAGGCAGAGAUAGCCAAGAGGAAGAGACAAACCAUGAAAGGAAUUGAAAAUUUUUGGAGAAAUAAAUUAGAGGAGGAUGCAGGAGAAAGGCUGGAUUGUUCAAUGAGCAAGGUUGGAGAGCAGGAGAACCCUUGUUUGGUCAGUGAGAGCUCCGUCAAAUGCAAGCCUCCUAAUCCAGUUGGCAGUGCUGUGGAAAAUGCAAUGAGUAGGCCUACCGCAAGAACCAAGACAAACUUCGAGAUGAUUGAAACCAGUAAGAAGAGGAUAAUGUUGAAGCUGGUCAGAAAUUUGAAAUCUUGGUCUGUCCAGAGAGAUUAUCCACCAAGAAUCAUCGAGAGGAAAAGGGAAAUUUUGAGGCGAAAGCUGAAGCGACGGGCUGCAAGGAAGAAUUUCUUGCGAUUGAAAGAAGAAUUAAUUCAACUCAAGAACAGUAGUAUAAUUGUAUAAUAUUAAAUGAAAAAUAUGGCGUGUGAAAAGUAAUGACCAAGGUAAUUAGUUAAAACCUCGUAUUAGGAAAAUUAAAAGUUACCUAGGUAAUUGGAAUAAGCCAUAUUCCAACUAAUUAACUCGGUUUUAACUGGAAAGGAUCAACUGGUUGUAACACCAUUUGCGUCCGGGCCAAAUGUCACGAAAAAAAAACACUCAACUAAGAAAUUGAGACAUGUUCCACGGCUUUUACCCAAAAAUAGCCACGGAAUGACAUUUGCGCCCGGACUACUACUAAAAAAUAGUGUUUACAGGAAUAAUCGUAAUUAUUUUAGGAACAGAUUUUGGAUAGUUAGGACAGAGUUUCUCAGAACUAUAUGAGAAUCUUUUAGUUAAUGGUAAAAAUAUUAUACUGUGUUAAUUGUAAUUAUGAGAUUUUAUAGCAUUCUAAUUAUUUAAGAAUAGCCAUAUGAAUGUAUGAAUACAUAAUAUGAAUGUAUGGAAUGAUUCCAAUUAAUGUUCAAUUGGCUGCUAAUUGUGAGUAUAAUUCAUUCAUUCAUAGACAAUAAAUUAUUAUUUUAAUUUUAUAAAUUAUUUUUAUAGACAAUAAUUGCUUGGGAAUAUUCUUGUAAUUAUUUUAAGAAUGGUGUUUGGCAGAGUUUAUGUUAACUAUAUAAAAUACUUCUAGUUUAUGAUAAAAAUGUUAUAUAUUUUUUAUAUCAAUGUUGAAUCCUUUACUAAUUGUGAUGUAUAUUGCUCAAGAAUUCUUGCAAUUUAAACAAACUAUUGUAUGGAUAGUUUUUGGAUAGUUUUAUAGGGCAGAGUUUAUGAUAACUAUAUAAAAAUACUUUUAGUCAAUUAAAAAACGUAGCCUAUAUUUUUUAUUAAUUUUGAAUCCUUUACUAAUUGAGAAGAUUAUUAUUUAUGAUUUGCUCAUGAAUGCUAUUGAUAAUAAUGUUGGUUAUUGUUUAAUAACGUGCUAAUUAGAAAGAUAAUUGAUCAGUUAUUAUUGAAAAUAUUUUAGGAAUAGUUUUUUGAUGGUUCUAUGGGUCAGAGUUUCUCAUAACUACAUAGGCCUAGACAUUUUUCUGUUAAUGAUCAAACAUCAUAUUGUGUUGAUUGUAAAAUUAUAAGCAAUUAUUGCACCUUGGAAUACUUAUAUAUUUUUAAAUGAGAUUUUCUCAUAACUAUUUAAGAAUUAUAUCCUAGUUCUAUCAAUUUAUUAGAAUAUAUUAUGGAAUGUUUCCGAUUAAUUUUUAAUUGGAUUUCAAUUUUGUGAGGAUUAUUGCUUAGGAAUAUUUUUUGGAUAGUUUUAUAGAACAGAGUUUGUGAUAACUAUAUUAUAUAAAUUUUCUAUUAAUGUUGAAUCAUUUUCUAAUUGUUGAUUUUUUCAGGUUUAUAAAAAUAUCGAGUUUCUAUGAAACGUUUUUGUAUUUUUCUAUCAUACGAUACUGAUAGAAUAUAUAAUCUCCUAACAGAAAAAAUAUUGGUUAUUUAUAUACCUGUCAAUAUGAUUCAAAUUAAGUAGCUAAAUUCGUUGUCAAAAUGAAGUUUUUGAACACAUUUCAUAAUUUGCGCCAUUUUAGCACUUAACAACUAAGUUUAUAGUUUAGACAUUUUAAGAUGUUUAUAGGAUAAAUAGAAUUAAUUAUUUGGAUCAAACAAAAUAAGAAAAAAAGAUUAAAAGGAUACUGCGAUAACAUGUUGAUUUUAAUUAAAAAUGUUAUAUUUUUCUCAAUUGUGAAUCAUAAUAGCUGUUGAUAUGUAAAAAUCAAUUGUAAUUAUUGGAAUGAUGAACCUGAACAUGUUUCAAUAUUUCAAACAUUUCAAAUUCCAAACUUGUGAUGUUUUAUGAUUGCUACUGUUUGCGUCUGAUCAAUGAUAAAGAAAAUUAUAAUUUUCUCCAUGACUGAUUAUUUCUAGAUUAAAGGCAUGUUUACUCUUUUAAAUUAGUACUAUAUUAUAUGAUGAUGAUUUGUAUGGGACCCUUAUAUUAUUACCAUUGAGGAAGUAAAUAUUACUUAUUUUGUCUGUGAUUAUUACCGUAUACAGAAAAUUCACCAGAAAAUCUAUCUACAACUAACAUGAUUAGUGGUCCCUAAAUGGUCGUCAAUACGAGGCUGUAGAGCUAUAGUAAAAAAAAUGGUCAAUAUAAUUGUAUACUAUCAGUACCUACUUAGAACAUCAGGUCACACAACUAGAAUAAAAACUAUUUUUGACAGAAUAAAUACAAGUGAAAACGUAGAUAUCACAAACAUACAUACCUUUCCAAGCAUCAUGCAAAAACACAUAAUGAAAAUAAGUGUGAAUAAUUAAUUCAAUAACAGGAGUUUCAUUACGUUACUACAGAAUAAGCAUGAACGAUAGAUGUGAUAAAUUUGACAGUUGUAAGUUAACAAUUCAAGACGUAGCCGAGGGGAAAAUUUACAAAAGUAGCUUCUUCUUUGCUCAUUUAAUUUCGUAUCCGUGACUUUGGACCGUAUUUAAAAAUUGUAAAUGAUUCUUGAGAAAAGUUUCAACUGAGCUGGCUUUGUGAAUAACAAUCAGAAUAUUAUAGUUCUGAUUGGUUGUUAAAUGACCAAACCUUGCAUGACUGAUACCAAUCUUAAGAAUGGUCUAUUUUAAUUUUCA
Molecule: messenger RNA, 7528 nt
Organism: Nilaparvata lugens (brown planthopper)
Lineage: Eukaryota; Metazoa; Arthropoda; Insecta; Hemiptera; Delphacidae
Product: trichohyalin
Exons: 28
Coding region: 254-4918 (1554 amino acids)
Cellular component (GO): nucleus
Molecular function (GO): zinc ion binding
Source: RefSeq, a predicted model, not a curated record